CGAUACGUGCGGAGUAAAAAGCUGGGUACCGAAAAAACACCAAGUGCGCGCUUCUUUUCCAGCAUUUAAAUUGUUUCCAUUAAUUAAUCACAAUUAGUGUAAACGAGUGGCAAUUAUACAACUGCACCAAGCGAUGUCGAUAUUGUUUUUCUGUGAAAGUUAAUGACCCGCCUUUUGUUGCAACCAUAAACAGUUUAAUUCGCAUCUUCAAAAAAUAAAUUGGAAGAUGUAAGGAGAGGUCGGUCGUUAAAACAAUUACCAUUACUUGAAUUCCGUCUCACUUAAUAAGGAUGAAGCGCGAGUUAUUCUCCUAUCUUUUACUAGCGAUCCUAAAUCAUGGAGCGGCGAUUAGAAUUACGAGGCUCGUCGUUCCCACAGUCGCCUCCUUUGGUUCCCUGAUUAAUCUGGAUUGCGCCUACGAUUUGGAGAACGACAAGCUCUACGACGUAAAGUGGUACAAGGAUAGCGACGAGUUCUUCCGCUGCAAAUCGGACGGGCAGGUCCAAGCGUUUGAGGUGGAAGGCAUCGACCUGUACAAGAACUACAAGGUGGCGGUCGGUUCCUGCCCGGUCACGAUCACCAUCCUCAACUCGAAGUCCGCCGGGAAGUAUCUCUGCGAAAUCAGCUCCGAGGCGCCCGAGUUCAAGACGGUGGCCCGAUGGGUCAAUUUGAGGAUAGCGAGUCCUACGACGGCCCGAAGAACCCAGGAGGACGAUACUCCAACCCAAACUGAAAACCAUCCGGAGAUCACCCCGGCUCCUCCCGCGUCCGUCGAAGCGUCCGUUCAAUUACGAGGUCAUGGAAAUCGCCUUGGACCUAAUUUUGUUUCCGCCGGCGUUUGCGUUUUCACUGCGUUUUGCGUGCUUAAUUUGUAACUUUGUAUACUUGUGAUAGUGUAAAUAUGCUUCUAUUUAUUAAAUUGUGUGUUGC
Molecule: messenger RNA, 930 nt
Organism: Photinus pyralis (common eastern firefly)
Lineage: Eukaryota; Metazoa; Arthropoda; Insecta; Coleoptera; Lampyridae
Exons: 4
Coding region: 291-875 (194 amino acids)
Source: RefSeq, a predicted model, not a curated record